Molecule: messenger RNA, 726 nt
Organism: Salvelinus sp. IW2-2015
Lineage: Eukaryota; Metazoa; Chordata; Actinopteri; Salmoniformes; Salmonidae
Source: RefSeq, a predicted model, not a curated record
AUGGUCCUUAAAAAAUGCUUCUCUGUGACAGGUGUGGAGGAGAUAUCUCUGUCUGAGCUGAAGGACAAAUGGGAGCAGUCUCUGGGGCCACAGUACGAUGUUCUGGUGGUUGAACUGGACCCUGUUAUUGAAGAUGAUGCUGAACUACAGAAUUACUCCAAGCUGCUACCCAUCCACACCAUGCGUCUGGGGGUGGAGUUGGACUCGUUUGACGGCCACCACUACAUCUCCUCUGUGGCCCCAGGGGGCCCUGUGGCCAAACACGGCCUCCUGAGACCAGAGGACGAACUACUAGAGGUAAACGGGGUGCAGCUGUACGGCAAGUCGAGGCGCGAGGCGGUUGCGUUCCUUCGUGAGGUUCCCCCUCCCUUCACCCUGGUGUGCUGCAGACACCUGACAGAGGAGAACUCAGACUACCAGCCUGACCGGGACGAUGAGUGGCGCUCGCCCAGCACCGCUGCCAGCCUCUCUGAGGACCAAGCCACCCUAAAGGAGAUCUCAGAGGAGGAGCAAGCGCCCACAUACCCCAGCCACCAGAAGGAGAAAGUGCAUGAGGAAGGAGAAGAGGAGGAGGAUGAAGAGGGAGAGCUGGCUCUGUGGUCCCCAGACAUCCAGUUGUUGGAGCUGGAGAAGAGAGAGAGAGGCCUGGGCUUCAGCAUCCUAGACUACCAGGUAGGGGGGGAGAGAGAGGCCUGGGCUUCAGCAUCUUAGACUACCAGGUAGGGA